Messenger RNA from Thyridium curvatum, 552 nucleotides. RefSeq lists its product as uncharacterized. The record is from RefSeq and is a predicted model, not a curated record. Gene Ontology annotation, molecular function: calcium ion binding; microtubule binding. The coding region runs from base 1 to 552 and encodes 183 amino acids. The transcript is spliced from 2 exons. Gene Ontology annotation, cellular component: mitotic spindle pole body; half bridge of spindle pole body. Gene Ontology annotation, biological process: spindle pole body duplication. Lineage: Eukaryota; Fungi; Ascomycota; Sordariomycetes; Thyridiales; Thyridiaceae.
AUGAUGAGCUCACGCGCUGCGGGCAAGGAGCCGGUGCACGCCAUGCCCAGCCGCGAAGAGUUCCUGAAGCUGCCCGAGGACCAGCGCAACCAGAUCAAUGAGGCCUUCACCGUCUUCGACAGCGACCGAGACGGCCGAAUAGACUACAACGAGAUGCGCUUCUCCCUCCGCGCAUUGGGUUUCGACCUCCCCAAGCAAGAGACCUACCCAUACCUGACCAAGUUCGCCGUGCAGCCCGUCUCCUGGCCCCAGGGCAAGGAGUGCGGGCCCGUGUGGCGCGAGUUCACGCUGCCCAUCUUCCAGGGGAUCGCGGGCAGCCUCAUGUACAACCGCGACCCCGUCGAGGAGUGCCGGCGGGCGUUCCGCCUCUUCGACGUCGACGGCAAGGGUGUCAUCACGGUCGAGGACCUGCGCCGCGUCAUGAAGGAGAUCGGGCAGGCCAUGGAGGAGACGGAGCUGGGCGCCAUGAUCAGGGAGUUUGACACCGAGGGCAAGGGGGGCGUCAACGAGGACGAGUUCAUCAAGAUCAUGCUGGCGAAGCGGCAGGGCUAG